GUGGGCGAUCGAAUGCCGAUACGUUUUCCUUGGAUCCAAAACAGUUUGUGCUGUGCUAUUCAUAUUUGAUAGUUUGCUGUUAACUAUCCAAGUAUUUGUUGCCUUUCGCUUUGUGGUUUCCGACUGUUACAAGCACACACUGUUUAUGGGUGCCAACAAGAGGAUUAUUGUCGGUAGAGAUGGAAAGAGAGAUAACUAAACCGGAAAUCAACAACGUUUACGUUUGUUACUGACCUGGGGCAACAAAACCAAUGUUAACUACGUGUUAAGUCUACAGUGAUAAGAAUCUAAAUUUGAAUUACACAACAGGUACAUAUUUUACCGACAUCUGAAGAUUCUCAUUCGACAUCCACUUUACCAACAGGAUGCCAAACACAAUAUCCGGUACAUUUCGUAGGAUGACUUGAAUGAACCAAUACCACGUCAAAAGACAUGCACUUGAUGUGCUAUUAGUCUGCUAAUGGAUUCUUUAAAUACAUUCAGCUUGUGGUAAGCAUUAGGUAGAGCACCUAUAUAAAGAGGCAGCUGGAACAGUAAGGAACACCAUCAGCUCUUGGUUGCUUCAUUGAAGUCACAGCAAUUGCCACAGCAAGUAUCUCUAAAUUCCAAUUUUCUGAAAAUGAUGUUUCAUCGUCCUUCACUGAUGACUAUUCUGGCUGUUUCUUUCCUGUGCCUUUGGCUGGGAUCAAAAGUUUCAGCAUCACCCAUCUUGUUACCGACCAACGAAGAAGAUGACCACUCUAUUGUCCCAGUCGAUACCGUCAAUCAAAAUGUUACGAUCGAAGAUUUUGAGCUCGGAGAGCCAUUCAAUGACGAUGAAUUGAGUGGCAACAUUUCCAGCAAAGUUCCUUCUGGAUCGUUAUCGGGAAAGUGGAGCAAUCGAAUCCGUGACGAGCUGUUGAAGAAACUGGCCGGUGGAGACAUCAUGACCCUCGAUCUCGAUGAUAACAAAAAUACUGUCGUGGAUCGCAACAGUCUUUGGCCAGGUGCCCAAGUUCCUUACGUCAUCUCCGCAAGUUACACUCCCGAACAGCGACGAGUUCUCGGCUACGCAAUCAGCGAAUUCCAUUCGAAAACUUGCAUUCGUUUCGUUCCACGGACCACCCAACGCAAUUACAUUUACAUCCGGCGAGAUCUCAAUGUUGGAUGCUGGAGCUACGUGGGUAUGAACGGCAACGGUCCGCAAGAUGUUAGCCUGCCCGACUAUUGCGUCAGUUACAAUUAUCCUGGAUCUGUCAUGCACGAAUUGAUGCACGCCAUUGGUUUCCAACACGAACACCAACGUCCCGAUCAGCAGUAUUACAUCACCAUUAACUAUCCCAAUAUACGUCCAGACAAUCGCCAGUUCUUCAACCCGAUGAAAACGACUGAGGUCAACACUUUGGGCCUGCCUUAUGACAUUAAAUCCGUCAUGCAUUACCCGAGUUCGUUCAUGGCCAAUAAUCCAUCUAUUCCGACUAUGAUGGCCAGAAACGGCGAGUUGAAUUUGGGGAAUUUGAAGGGAUUCACUCAGUUGGACGUCCAGAAAAUUAACAAGCUGUACAACUGCUAUUCCGGCUAAAAGGUGGAUGUUUCGUCCGGUGGAAUAACACGUUGCAACUUAAAUCAUUGUAGACAAGUCUGUGACAGUAAUGGCUAGUGUUAAGUGUAGUUGACUAGAUCAAUACAUUUCAGAAAAAUCUA
Daphnia magna is the source of this 1683-nucleotide messenger RNA. RefSeq names its product zinc metalloproteinase nas-7-like. Lineage: Eukaryota; Metazoa; Arthropoda; Branchiopoda; Diplostraca; Daphniidae. Gene Ontology annotation, biological process: proteolysis. The record is from RefSeq and is a predicted model, not a curated record. The transcript has 10 exons. Gene Ontology annotation, molecular function: metalloendopeptidase activity; zinc ion binding. The coding region runs from base 620 to 1561 and encodes 313 amino acids.